Molecule: messenger RNA, 1200 nt
Organism: Melampsora larici-populina 98AG31
Lineage: Eukaryota; Fungi; Basidiomycota; Pucciniomycetes; Pucciniales; Melampsoraceae
Exons: 4
Coding region: 1-1200 (399 amino acids)
Source: RefSeq, a predicted model, not a curated record
AUGGCUUCCGAUAUGUCACCAACAGAUCCAGGCCACCUCAACCAUCUAGACACCAAAUAUGAACCAAUCACUAAGACUUCAGCAAGCACAACUUCAACCUCGAUUAAUGGUCCAGACCCAGUCCUGGAUACCCUCAUUGACGAAUCCGUUGUGGACGCCAAAAGCGAUUGUCAAGUUGGUGAGAAAGAUACGCUUUCGGAACUCUUUGAAGAGCUCGAACAACUUGUUGGCUCGCCCCCGCCUCUGAUCAAUGUGGCCCAUGGACAGCCAGCGCCAGAACCUUUUGAUUCUUACAAUCCGUCCCUUAUCACCCCUGGAGCUCCAUGUCUCCCCAGUGCAAGACACAAAAUCGCGAAAUUACCCUAUCAUUUGUCAACGGAUCAUCAUUCGGCCAGCCUCUUCCUCUCAAACUCUUCGACUUCACCUGAAUCCCUUACGGAAGGGAGCCCAAUGGUCCCUCGGAAGCGACCUUACCCGGCACGUCAUCACGAGGAAACCCCGCGUAAGCGUUUCCGUCAACCACCGCAGGACGACAGUUCUCAAAUACAACGUAUUUCUCCUCAAAAACGUCGUCACAUAUUCAAUGACCCUGAGGUUUCGGACUGUAAGCGUCCUCGUACAUGGUCCAAAGACCAUAGCGCAACUUCAGAGAAUGACUCUUCAUCACAGCCUCAAGCGAAUACGACCAAUCACACGCGUGGAAUAGAGCUUGAUGGACCAGUCCAACAAGUAAACCAUGAACCUCAGGCGAAUACUCAAACACAGCAUACCCUUAUAACGCAGCUUGCCUACCAAACAUCUCAAAACCAUGAUACAACCAACCAUCUCCCCUCGUCAGGAUCUCCAGAGACAAGCAAGAUCAAUGUCUCUUCGCAUCUGAAUCCAAAAUAUGUCGAACAUUCCUCUGACGCUGCUCAUUAUCAUUCUGACGAACCGAAUCCAUCAUCCACACGAUUCAAAUCCGGAUCAUCGCCACCGGGUCAUCUACUUGACUUACCUCCCGAAUCUGGUCAGCGAACUGUCAUUGAAGCUCAUUCUCAAGAAUCGAUGACACGGCCAGCGCCUUACCCCCAAAAGCCUCCUGCAGCUUCAACUUCGUACCAGUUUCUGACACCGUCACCACCAAGAUCUCAAGCCCAUCAGCAACCUAAAAUUGGACGGGAAAAAAUGGAAUAUGAUCAUACCUACUUAACCGAAUGA